This is a messenger RNA of Helobdella robusta, 711 nucleotides long. RefSeq lists its product as hypothetical. The transcript is spliced from 2 exons. Lineage: Eukaryota; Metazoa; Annelida; Clitellata; Rhynchobdellida; Glossiphoniidae. The record is from RefSeq and is a predicted model, not a curated record. Bases 1 to 711 code for a protein of 236 amino acids.
AUGUUAAAAGAGAAGAAAAUGAUGUGUGGUUAUUUCUACCUGCUGGCCAUACUCAUCACCAUCUUGGCCACUCGAGGAACAUCUGCGAGAGGAUUUAUACCUCCCCCUCCCCCACCACCACCCCCACCACCAGGAAAUGGUCAACCCCCUCCUCCUCCUCUUCCUCCUCCUCCACCAGGUGGUCAGCCGCCACUAGGGGAUGUUAAAUGUACACUCCCACCAUCUCCAAAUGAUCUUCCACCACCACCACCACCACCGUUUCUGAUUGGUCAAUCACCUCCAAAUGGCCCUUUACCACCUCCACCACCACCUCCACCAUCGAACUGCACUUUACCCCCAAAUGGCCCUCCACAAAAUAAUCAAUCAUCUACAAAUGGCUCUUUCCCAAAUGGUCCUCCACCAAAUGGCCAACCACCUCCACCAAAUGGUCAACCUCCUCCACCAAAUGGUCAACAACCUCCAAAUGGCCCUUCCCCAAAUAAUCAAUCCUCUCCAAAUGGCUCUUUCCCUAAUGGUCCUCCACCAAAUGGUCAACCACCCCCACAAAAUGGUCAACCACCUCAAAAUGGUUCUCCACCAAAUGGCCCACCCCCAAAUGGUCCUCUACCAAAUGGUCUUCCACCAAAUGGUCAACCACCUCAAAAUGGCCAACCCCCAAAUGGUCCACCUCCAAACGGCCAGACCCAAGCAACUCCACCAAAAGGACAGUGA